UCCGGGCGCAAUCUCAUACUGCUGUGUUGAAUCAAAGGAAAACCGAAGUCCAGGAGGAUUUGAAACCCAAGGUCGCCCCGUCACGCAGCGCACCGUCCAAACAAGAGCAGGAGGAGGAGGACGAGGAGUUCGACAAAGAUACUGAGCAAGUAGACCAGGGUGUCGCAUCGGGAGACGACGGAAGAAAUCCACCCAGUGAAGAUCCGGAAGAUUCUGGUGCAGUUGCAAGAGUCUCGUCCGACGCUGCCGCAGAGCGACACUUUCUUGCAGGAACAGUGCCGUUACACGAGCAAUCGCGCCAGGACGCCUCUUCCACCGAGCAUGCAGGUGCUGCCGCGGGUCUGGAAACCCAAAUCGGUGUGGCUGCAGAAGGCGAAGUCCAACCAGGCGACCCGGGUCGCGAGAACGAACAGGCAAGUCACCAACCUGAAGGUGAAGACGACGCCGAGCUUCAAGAUACCGACGCCGUCCCUGAGGAACCACCGGAGCCGCCCCAGCCGGUCGUGAAGGAUUUAAAGUACCGUCUCGCCGCGCUGCGGCAAUACGUCGAGGACGGGAAAGAGGAUCUGAAAAAGGAAGCGAGUCAGCGAGACGAAAAGCGAUCGGUCUUGCGAGAUUUCUUCGUGAAGCGCGGCGCGGAUUUCCUCGAAGUCGCGACGGAAGAGCAACUACUGGAACUUGAAGCGGAGAUGAUGCGACGACAAUCUGAGGACGAGAAGGCCAGGAGGAAAGCGGAGCACGAAGCUGGGGCGGAAGCGAGAGUAGCGGAAAGGGUGAAGUCGUUGAAGAACUACGUUGGAGCGGAGAAAGAAUCGCUGAAAAAGCAAGCGGAGGAAAGGGACCGCAAACGAGGCCAGCUCGCUUCGUUUGUGUCCGCGACGGCGGGAGAGAGUACUGCCUCCGCAGGGAAGGCAAAUCGGCCUGGCGAGGUGAUAAAUGUGGCUUUGGCAGAUGCGGAAGCGAAGUUCCAAGAAGAAGAGCGUGCACGCCUGGAUGCGGAGAAAGACGAGCUUGCGCGCAGAAAGCGGGAGAGCAUCGACAUGGACAAGUUGCACAUGACGCGGCGAGAAAAAGGCAAAUUGCAACUCCACCGUCUCAUCGAGGACAUUCAGGAGGAAUGUGAGCAGCAGCGCUACGAUCCCGUGAAGGCAGCGGAGUUCGAGGAUCGCGAGAAGGUUUCAUCAGCGCGGUCAGCAGCGGCGAAAACAAAAACGCGAAAACCGUCGCCGGACGCCGCUGUGAGUGCGCGGAAGAUGCACAGAUCAGUCCUCGAGCAACAGCAAAAUUUGAAUCGUGACCGUGCUGCUGGGGCUAGAAACGGUGGCGCCUCCGGGCUACACCCAAAAUCCUCAGCGACGACGAGUGGUGAAGCAGCGCAGCGAAAACCACUUUUCGCACUCAGUCCGAAGAAGAAGGCCUCGUCUCGGCCUGCCGCGUUGUCAUUCUGUGAGCGAACUGAUCGCGGUGCAGGCCAGGCCGGAGAUGAUUACGAGUACGGAUCGGUUUAUGCCUCUGGUGUUCAUCUGGGACAAGACACAGGCACUGCGAAUGUCGCCGCAGGACCGGAUGAGGCUGCUCAUCGGCGCGUCGCGGCACAAGGCAUGCCGCUAAUACAGCCAAAGAAGGUCCAGCCGCGGGGACACGACCAGCAGGUUGCUACAGAUCUUCCCUAUGGAGCACCAAAGCCGAAAGUUGUAGCUGGUACUAGAGCAGAACCAAAUCUGGUGCAUCAGGACAACACUGGAAAAGUAAUCGAGCACAAGCCGAAACCGCUACGGAUCCAGCCGAAAACAGCGACGAAAGGCAACACUGUGAUUUCUGUCGACACAGAUGAUCGAGCAACUUCUCGAGCUGCCCUGCCUGCAAUCAGCCACGGUAGCAGGAGUAGCCGGGUCGCCGAUGAGCAAGCACAGCGAGAUGAACUCGGAGGAGUACGCAUAGUUGUAGUUGAUAACGAAGCCGCUCGUGAAAGUCGCCGUCUCGCACGGGAGCUGUCAAAUUGGAACGCAAAGAUGGAGGACGCCAAUGUUUUUGCCGACGUCGAAUUUGCGGACGACGACGAGGAGAAUCCCGUGAAGCUGGAAGCAGAGCGGCUGGUGAAAAACGGCCUCAUUAAGGAUAUCAAGCAGCUGGUUGACGCCCACACCGAAAUGCGUCUAGAAUCCGCACGGGAAGCGUAUGAAGAAGAACAGCAGCUGCUGCUAGCCACCCGCGGCCGCCGCGGGCCGCCGGCAGCAGACCAGAUUCCCGCGGAGACGGUUGACGAAGUGAAUUUUCUGGAUGUGGAGGACGAAAUUCUCGGGGAGCCCGAGCUAACCGAGGACGAAUUGCAGGCGCUGAAGGAAAAAAUUUUGUCGAUUGAAGAAACGUUGACGGACAAGCCCGUCGGUCCUGUAGGAUCUCCUUCGCGGAGGAAUGUGUUUCAGGACCGGGAGGUAGAGCAUGUUCGUGAUGGGAAUAAGAACAAAAAGGACACAGACAGAACAGCAAAAUCAGACAGCGCAGCUGCGGUUCGGCCCGCGCUCCCGCUAAGUCCUGCGGUUGAGCGUCUUUUCGGGGAGGAUAGAGACCCGACCGUCGGGAUUGCGUCUGCUCGGAGCUACGGAUCGCCCCGGGGAAGAAAUAGAGAUCGAGCACUACUGCCCCCACUGAACACGAGCACGACUUCGCGGUCGCAGAGAGACCCCCAGCAGGACACAACCUCUUCUAUCGAUAUCCUUCAGACGACCAUUGCGGUGCCAGCAGAAAUUACAAAGAAAAAGCUGUACCAUUUGCAAAUGGAAAGCCAGUCGGUCGGCGACAUGCUCGAUCAUUACGAACGUGAUUUGCAGCAGCGGCUGAGCGCGCGGCGAGAGAGGGAGCGCACUAACAAUGCAGAUUCGUCAUCGUCCGAAACGGAGACCGAAAAAGCAAAUGCGACAAUCGACAUGGACACGGCACAGUGCCCGCACUUGCCGUUUUACCUGCAGAAGAUUCAGCAGUUGCACCGUACAAAAUUCGUGCCCGCGCGCCGUCAGUUGCGAGCCUUCACGAGCCUGGUGUCAGACUUGCAGCCGGAAUCGUACCCCGCGGACUCGGAGAAGGUUGUUUCCGGUCUGGUACGCGAGAUCGCGGAAAUCCAGGCCGAGUUGCGAAAAAUUGUGGAUCUGAAAAGGGCUGAGGAACACUUGACCGAUGAGCGGAUAGCCUUCGUGGCAGCAAUGGGCGGCACGGCGGAAGAACAAGCAGUAGCUGCGAAAGCAGUGGCGGAGGAGUUCUUUGCAAAGCAGCGUGCAGUGCUGGAGGAGCGGCGGCAGGAGCCAGCUCAGGAAGUUCCUGUGCAGUCAGCUGCGAGUACAGCUCGGUCUCGUCAUGCAGAUGAACUGAAGCAAUCGAAAACUGUGCCAGUUACCGUGACCGCCCGAUCUGCUGGGCCAGCGCCAACUGUUCGCUCGAACACAGCACGCAGUCUACCAGGACCAGAGCUGCUGUAUCACCAAGAGCACCUCUUCAGUGGGUCCCAGCAGCAGAUGCAACAGACCACGCAUAUUACGCAAGAAAGAAAUAGCGCUAGGGUGCCGCCGCGCUUUCCUCACAGUCGGGCUGGGACGCCAGUGGAGCAGACGAGGUCCGCUCGGGAUAGUAAUUACGGCUCGUUACUGAGCAAUAAAACGGAGAAAUACGUGGCACCGCCGCUCGUCAG
Messenger RNA from Amoebophrya sp. A120, 3682 nucleotides. The record is from the annotation of a GenBank genome assembly. NCBI's taxonomy places the organism in Eukaryota, Dinophyceae, Syndiniales, Amoebophryaceae.